AUGCCUGCUUGUCACUAUAAAAAAUUUAUUCGUUACAAUGAAACAAUUCCAAUAGACCAUAACGGUCUCAUCAUCGAUUGCACUGUACCAAACAACUUUUCACUAAAUGAACCAACUUUAUUAAAUUAUAAUAAUACAAAAAGCGUAAUUAAUUAUUCAAAAACACUUGUAGCCACAUUUGCUCAUCUACAGAACCUAUAUGUUUGCUCCUCAAUACUUUUUGCAAACGAAUCAGAUGUUUUCAUUAAAGAGAAAAAAUUUAUUCCAGCAUUCACUUAUGAUUACGACCAAGAGCGUAUAUUUUUAGGUGUAUAUGAGCAUGUUGUAGCCGUUGGCCAUUGGUGGAGUAGCGAAUACGGUCAUUUCUUUAUAGAUUGUUUAUGUCCUCUUAUGUGCGUUCCCCAGGAGUACUGGAGCAAAUCCACUAUUGUCAUUGGCAAGAGACAUAGUGAUACAUACAAUUUCCUUAUUCUUCACGACAUUGGAUUCCCAGAUGAAAGAAUUUUGAUGUUGAAUGAGUCGCAGUGGAUUUUCGCUAAAAAUAUUUAUACAGUAUUUGAUCCACCAACGUACUUCAGACAUCCUGCAACGGCAUUUCGAAAUCUUUCGAAAUUAUUAUUCAAAAAUUUUAAUUUGAAACAACUUCCAGCAACACGCUACGUAAUGUACAACAGAGCUAAGGAAUCAAAGAGGAGGAUUGGAAACUUUGAAAAUCUUACAAAAACUGCAAAAUUAACUUUUCCUGAAAUUAAAUGGGAAAUAAUCACAGACGAGUUUGCAUCAUUGAAAGAAGCAGCUAUAUCACAUACCGGAAUUCUCUUUUUGUACACAAUUACAGGAACAAACUUAAUUCGAAUUUUAUUUAUGCCAAAAGGGUCAGUUGUCGUAACUACCCAACUAAACUGGAAUGAGUUCAGUUUCCAAAGCUUAGCACUGUCAUUAGGCAUCAAAUAUUUCACUUAUUCAACUCCAGAUUAUGAUCAUUACACAUUUGACCCAAUUAUGUUGAAUUUGACACACACAAUGAGAGCUAUAAAGAUAGGACUAUAUGCCGCACAACAUGGACAAUUCCCUGCUCCAAGCAAAGAAUAUCCAUAUAAGAUUUACUAA
Molecule: messenger RNA, 1110 nt
Organism: Trichomonas vaginalis G3
Lineage: Eukaryota; Parabasalia; Trichomonadida; Trichomonadidae
Product: glycosyltransferase family
Exons: 1
Coding region: 1-1110 (369 amino acids)
Molecular function (GO): glycosyltransferase activity
Source: RefSeq, a predicted model, not a curated record